Molecule: messenger RNA, 270 nt
Organism: Priceomyces carsonii
Lineage: Eukaryota; Fungi; Ascomycota; Pichiomycetes; Serinales; Debaryomycetaceae
Exons: 1
Coding region: 1-270 (89 amino acids)
Source: RefSeq, a predicted model, not a curated record
AUGAAUAGACUUACGACGCAAAGUUGCUCGGUUCAUCCCGUACUUUGUAUUACUGAAACAAAGAGCACUCUCUUGGUCUGCAUCAAGAAACUCUUCAAGUGCCACCCUUUCGCAAACAAGAAAGCACUUCAGAAAUUAGAGGCAACAAAAAUAAGCAAUGUUUAUGCAGGAAAACUUGCAACAAUUACAAAUGAUUUUGCAACUCUGUGUUUGUGGCUAGUUGGUCAAUUACAUUAUGAAGAUGAAAACAGUUACAAGAAUAUUCAGUAG